Paecilomyces variotii is the source of this 2661-nucleotide messenger RNA. Its product is annotated as putative glycogen phosphorylase GlpV/Gph1. The record is from RefSeq and is a predicted model, not a curated record. Gene Ontology annotation, cellular component: cytoplasm. The coding region runs from base 1 to 2661 and encodes 886 amino acids. Gene Ontology annotation, biological process: glycogen catabolic process. The transcript is spliced from 8 exons. Lineage: Eukaryota; Fungi; Ascomycota; Eurotiomycetes; Eurotiales; Thermoascaceae. Gene Ontology annotation, molecular function: glycogen phosphorylase activity; pyridoxal phosphate binding.
AUGGCAUCAUCAUCAACAACUACCUCAUCCCACCACGAACGGAGACCUUCGGUCGGAGCACCCAUCUCCGACUUACAAGGUCCCGUGGGUCCGGGGUUCAGUCGUCCCAAGCAUAGACGCACCUUUACGGGCUUUGGACCGUCGGAAAUCAAGAGUGUCGAGGCGAGCAUUCCGGAGCCGUUGAGGGAGGCAUGGAAGAAAUAUUCCCCGAAAGGGUUCACAAACAAGGAUGAUUUCGAGAAAGAACUGGUUCGCCAUGUUGAAACUACCCUGGCGCGCUCUCUGUUCAACUGUGAUGAAUUAGCAGCAUAUUCGGGGACGGCUCUGGCCUUCAGAGAUAGGCUGAUAAUCGAAUGGAACAAGACCCAGCAGCGCCAGACCUUCGCAGACAAGAAACGCGUAUACUAUCUUUCUCUCGAAUUUCUGAUGGGAAGAGCACUGGAUAACGCUAUGCUUAAUGUAGGACUAAAGGAUGUCGCUAAAGAUGGCUUGGGAGAACUUGGAUUUCGCAUUGAGGAUGUGAUCAGCCAGGAACAUGAUGCUGCGCUAGGAAACGGCGGUCUAGGUAGAUUGGCCGCUUGUCUUCUCGACAGCAUGGCAACCUUGAAUUAUCCCGCAUGGGGCUAUGGAUUGCGCUAUCGCUACGGUAUCUUCAAGCAGGAGAUCGUGAACGGCUACCAGGUCGAAGUCCCAGACUACUGGCUGGACUUCAAUCCAUGGGAGUUCCCCAGGCACGAAAUCACCGUGGAUGUCCAGUUCUAUGGUUCAGUAAGAAGAUAUCACGAUGAUGAUGGUAAGGUCAUCAAUGAGUGGGACGGCGGCGAGAUCGUCCAAGCUGUCGCGUACGAUGUUCCCAUCCCCGGUUAUGGGACGUCGACGACAAACAACCUCCGAUUGUGGUCCAGCAAGGCCUCCAGCGGCGAAUUCGACUUUCAGAAGUUCAACUCGGGAGAGUACGAAAGUGCCGUCGCCGACCAGCAGCGAGCAGAGACCAUCUCUGCUGUUCUGUACCCCAACGAUAACCUGGAUCGAGGUAAAGAGCUACGCUUGAAGCAGCAGUAUUUCUGGUGCGCUGCCUCGUUGUAUGAUAUUGUUCGACGAUUCAAGAAGACCAAGCGAGCCUGGAGCGAGUUCCCAGACCAGAUCGCCAUCCAGCUCAAUGACACCCAUCCGACGCUGGCCAUAGUCGAACUGCAGCGCCUGCUAGUUGAUGUCGAAGGCCUUGACUGGGAUCAGGCAUGGCACAUUGUGGUAAACACCUUUGGAUACACAAACCAUACAGUCUUACCAGAGGCCCUCGAGAAGUGGUCCGUACCUCUGUUCCAGAAUCUGCUCCCACGUCAUCUGCAGAUUAUCUACGACAUUAAUCUGUUCUUCCUACAGUCGGUUGAGAAGAAGUUCUCGACAGAUCGGGACUUGCUGGCAAGAGUAUCGGUCAUUGAAGAAAGCCAUCCGAAAAUGGUCCGCAUGGCCCAUCUGGCAAUCAUCGGCUCUCACAAGGUCAACGGAGUCGCGGAACUGCACUCGGACCUCAUCAGAACAACUAUCUUCAAGGACUUUGUCGAAAUAUACGGUUCGGACAAAUUCACCAACGUGACCAACGGCAUCACCCCGAGACGCUGGCUUCAUCAAGCAAACCCACGACUUGCGGACCUUAUCGCGACCAAGCUGGGUAGUUACGAUUUCCUGAAAGACCUCACUCUCCUCGACGGAUUGGAAGCACAUGCAGAGGACAAGACAUUCAGAAGCGACUGGGCUGCCGUCAAGCACGCGAACAAAGUCCGUCUUGCCACGCAUAUCAAGAACACAACCGGUUACAGCGUGAACCCGAGCUCUCUAUUUGAUAUCCAAGUGAAGCGUAUCCACGAGUACAAGCGACAGCAGCUCAACAUAUUUGGAGUUAUCCACCGCUAUCUGACUAUCAAAUCCAUGACGCCCGACGAACGCAAGAAGCUCGUGCCCCGAGUAUCCAUCUUCGGCGGUAAAGCAGCCCCCGGAUACUGGAUGGCCAAGACGGUCAUCCAUCUGAUCAAUAACGUCGCUUCGGUAGUCAACAAAGACCCCGACGUCGGCGAUCUCCUCAAGGUUAUCUUUGUUGAAGACUACAACGUCAGCAAAGCAGAGAUUAUCAUCCCAGCCUCUGAUAUCAGCGAGCACAUCUCCACAGCCGGGACCGAAGCCAGCGGUACAAGCAAUAUGAAAUUUGUCCUAAACGGAGGCCUCAUUAUCGGAACAUGUGAUGGAGCGAAUAUCGAAAUAACCCGCGAAAUCAGCGAACAAAACAUCUUCCUAUUCGGCAACCUAGCCGAAGACAUCGAAGAACUCCGUCACAAACACCUCUACGCAAACGAUCUCAAACUCGACCCCGACCUCACCAAAGUCUUCGACGCCAUCCGCUCCGGCACCUUCGGCGACGUCAACGACUUCUCCGCCCUACUCUCCUCGAUCGCCGAACACGGCGAUUAUUACCUCGUCUCGGACGAUUUCCACUCAUAUAUCACGGCGCAGAGCGUCGUAGAUGAAGCGUUCAAGGAUCAGGAUGAGUGGGUUACGAAGAGUAUUACGAGCGUGGCUCGUAUGGGGUUCUUUACUUCUGAUCGGGUUAUUAAUGAGUAUGCUGAUAGUAUUUGGAACGUGGAGCCGUUGGAUGUGACUGGUUAA